AUGGCCCCGGUGGUUUUAACCAAGAGAGCAGAUCCAGCUGAGCUUAGAACAAUAUUUUUGAAGUAUGCAAGCAUUGAAAAAAAUGGUGAAUUUUUUAUGUCUCCCAAUGACUUCGUCACUCGAUAUUUGAAAAUUUUUGGAGAAAGCCAGCCUAAUCCAAAGACUGUGGAACUUUUAAGUGGUGUAGUGGAUCAGACCAAAGAUGGAUUAAUAUCCUUUCAAGAAUUCGUAGCAUUUGAAUCUGUCCUGUGUGCCCCGGAUGCUUUGUUCAUGGUGGCUUUUCAGCUAUUUGACAAAGCUGGCAAAGGAGAAGUUACUUUUGAGGACGUUAAGCAAGUUUUUGGACAGACCACAAUUCAUCAACAUAUUCCAUUUAACUGGGAUUCGGAAUUUGUGCAACUACAUUUUGGAAGAGAAAGAAAAAGACACCUGACGUAUGCAGAAUUCACUCAGUUUUUACUGGAAAUACAAUUGGAGCAUGCAAAGCAAGCCUUUGUGCAAAGGGACAAUGCCAGGACUGGAAAAGUUACAGCCAUUGACUUCCGAGACAUCAUGGUUACCAUCCGCCCCCAUGUCUUGACGCCUUUUGUAGAAGAAUGUCUAGUAGCUGCUGCUGGAGGUGCUACGUCCCAUCAAGUUAGUUUCUCCUAUUUUAAUGGAUUCAAUUCACUCCUUAACAACAUGGAACUCAUUAGAAAGAUCUACAGCACUCUGGCUGGCAACAGGAAAGAUGUAGAGGUGACUAAGGAGGAGUUUGUUCUGGCAGCUCAGAAAUUUGGUCAGGUUACACCCAUGGAAGUUGACAUCUUGUUUCAGUUAGCAGAUUUAUAUGAGCCACGGGGACGUAUGACCUUGGCAGACAUUGAACGAAUUGCUCCAUUGGAAGAGGGCACUCUGCCUUUCAACUUGGCUGAGGCCCAGAGGCAGAAGAAGGCCUCCGUCGACUCAUCCCGACCAGUUGUCCUGCAGAUUGCAGAGUCAGCCUACAGGUUUGGUCUGGGUUCCAUUGCUGGAGCUGUCGGAGCCACUGCCGUGUAUCCCAUCGAUCUUGUAAAAACUCGAAUGCAGAACCAACGAUCAACGGGCUCUUUUGUGGGAGAACUUAUGUAUAAAAACAGCUUUGACUGUUUUAAGAAAGUGCUACGCUAUGAAGGCUUCUUUGGACUGUAUAGAGGUCUGUUGCCACAGUUAUUGGGAGUUGCCCCAGAGAAGGCCAUAAAACUUACAGUGAAUGAUUUUGUGAGGGAUAAAUUUAUGCACAAAGAUGGUUCGGUCCCACUUGCAGCAGAAAUCCUUGCUGGAGGCUGUGCAGGAGGCUCCCAGGUGAUUUUCACAAAUCCUUUAGAAAUCGUCAAGAUCCGUUUGCAAGUGGCUGGAGAGAUCACUACUGGUCCCCGAGUCAGUGCCCUGUCUGUCGUAAGGGACCUGGGGUUCUUUGGGAUCUACAAGGGUGCCAAAGCAUGCUUUCUGCGGGACAUUCCUUUCUCGGCCAUCUACUUCCCAUGCUAUGCUCAUGUGAAGGCUUCCUUUGCAAAUGAAGAUGGGCAGAUUAGUCCCGGAAGCUUGCUCUUGGCUGGCGCCAUAGCUGGUAUGCCGGCGGCAUCUUUAGUGACCCCUGCUGAUGUUAUCAAGACGCGAUUACAGGUGGCCGCCAGGGCUGGCCAAACCACUUACAGCGGGGUGAUGGACUGCUUUAGGAAGAUACUGCGGGAAGAAGGCCCAAAAGCUCUGUGGAAAGGAGCUGGUGCUCGUGUGUUUCGAUCCUCACCCCAGUUUGGUGUAACUUUGCUGACGUACGAAUUGCUGCAGCGAUGGUUCUACAUUGAUUUUGGAGGCGUGAAACCCGUAGGAUCGGAACCGGUUCCUAAAUCCAGGAUCGUACUGCCCGCUCCCCAUCCUGAUCACGUUGGAGGCUACAGACUGGCCGUUGCAACGUUUGCAGGGAUCGAAAACAAAUUUGGACUGUACCUACCUCUCUUCAAGCCGUCCACAUCUGCGGCACAGGUCACCGGUGGAGGCCCAUAG
Messenger RNA from Puma concolor (puma), 2025 nucleotides. The record is from RefSeq and is a predicted model, not a curated record. Lineage: Eukaryota; Metazoa; Chordata; Mammalia; Carnivora; Felidae.